Messenger RNA from Eremomyces bilateralis CBS 781.70, 1719 nucleotides. RefSeq lists its product as uncharacterized. The transcript has 3 exons. Bases 203 to 1594 code for a protein of 463 amino acids. Lineage: Eukaryota; Fungi; Ascomycota; Dothideomycetes; Eremomycetales; Eremomycetaceae. The record is from RefSeq and is a predicted model, not a curated record.
GUAUAUAACCCUCUCCGACCACCUCUCACCUCUCAGCUCAGCUCUCCUCCCCAUCUCAUUCCUCUUCCAAUUCCUUCCCACCGACUCCGCUAGAAUUCCCCCACCCACGGCGCUGUAACCGACUGCUACGCCGAACGGACGUCGUCCCAUUCCCUUUCCCAUUCCUACUCGAACGUCAUAUCACCGCAACAGAACCAUAUCCAUGAUGCAACAACCACCGUUGCAUGUUCUUCCUGGCCCCGGCAUGUCUGGCGGCACGAUCCAAGGCGGCCCGGUCCACCCGGGAAUGCAGGGUGCACAUAUGCCCGGCCAGAUGGCAGGCCAGAUGCAAGGGCAGAUGCCAGGACAAAUGCAAGGGCAGAUGCAAGGGCAGAUGCAAGGGCAGAUGCAAAGCCAGAUGCCAGGACAGAUGCCAGGCCAGGUUUCGGGACAGAUGCCAGGCCAGGUUUCGGGACAGAUGCCAGGACAGAUGCACGGUGGGAUGCCCGGACAGAUGCCUCCUGGAUAUCCUCAGAUGCCAAUCCCUCCCCAACAGUCUCGAAGACCUCUCGCUCCUCUAGAAGCGAUUCGAGAUGGAAAGAAAUUCAGCUUGCACAUUGCACAGCAGCCCGUUCGCGCACGAAUGUGCGGCUUUGGCGAUAAAGAUCGUCGACCCAUCACUCCUCCUCCAUGCAUUCGUCUCAUUAUCACGGACGUGAAGACUGGAGAGGAAAUCAACCCUGGGGAUAUUGACUCCACGUAUUUCGUGCUCAACGUUGACUUGUGGAAUGAGGAGGGCACCCAGGAAGUGAACCUGGUUCGCCAUUCAUCCAACUCCCCUGCGGUGUCGAUCAGCACCUCUACCGUCUGCGGAUAUCCCCCUCCGCCAGAGCGUGCGUACAUUGGUCUCCUUAAUCCCACGCAGGUCUCAACCAUGGGGUCGGUCCACUCCCUUCCCCCUCCCCCGCACAUGGGAUAUGCGUCGGCUGGAUCGGGGCCACAGGGAUCAAUGCCGCAAACCCCCCAGCAUGCCAGCCCUCAUCCUGAUUAUCCACAGCACUAUCAACAACAACAAAGCAUGCCUCCAACUCCGACCGCGAUGACCCAAGCGGGAGGUGCACCGCCUCAACAACAACAGCAUCAAAGCGGGAUGCAGAUGGGCUACCUGCAGGCUCAAAUGCCGGCCUCGCAGCCACCAGGCUAUCAGACCGUCCACGCAAUCCCGAUCCCGGUCAGCCAGCAGCAAGUCGGCAUGUUCACGCGCAAUCUUAUCGGCAGUCUUUCUGUCAAUGCGUUCAAGUUGAACGACACCGAAGGCCAUGUCGGCUUCUGGUUUGUGCUCCAAGAUUUGUCGGUCCGCACGGAAGGGGGAUUCCGCCUCAAGAUGUCCUUCGUCGACGUCGGUGACGGACAUGGGAACCUGAACACCAGCAAGGCGCCUGUGCUAGCAACGGUGUACUCGCAGCAGUUCCAAGUGUACAGCGCGAAGAAAUUCCCCGGGGUCAUCGAAAGCACCCCGCUCAGCAAGGUCUUCGCCGGUCAAGGCAUCAAAAUUCCCAUCCGCAAGGAUGGCCCAAAGCGGGACAACCAGACGGAAUAUGAUGCUGAUGAUUGAUUCUCGGCCGCGUAACCCGCGUGGAAGUUAAGAGAAUUUCCGAGAAAGCGGCACUUUCGAGCUUACAUUGAGAGCGACGGAGCAAGGAAAAACAUGGGGUUUCAUUUGGGAUAUUUGCCAUGCGC